UUCGAGUCAAGUCUAAGGUCAAAGCGAUGUCCUGCCCAAAUGAGCAUCGAGGCAUUGUGGUGGUCAUCUCCCAUUUGCAAGGCCUGCAGAGCAAGUGGUGGAAAUUCCACAUUCCUAUGGCGGGAGAGUGAUUGGCACUGGCAUGAGUAGGUCGGUGAACAGCACCACGACCGGCCGCCUUUGUCUCCUUUGUGGCGAUGUUUACACACCGCUCCACAGGUACUCAGUCGACCUGGGUCGAGUCCGAAUUGCAAGUCCAGUGGUUUUUAUUUAUUUUAUUUUAUGCCUACGUGACUUUACCGAAAGAACCAAAGAUGAUAAGUCCAGUGUUGCUUAACAUUUUUCCCGGAGCUUAGCCCCGGGACAACUGCCAGCUGAAAUGAAGCCCCGGACUCUUUAAUAACGCGGUCACGUUUCACGAUUCACGCGCCGCUGGCGUGAAACGUGAAUCGCGACCAACUCGCACGGGCGGCGUCACCAAAACACAAAAUCCUCUCCCCCUAGAGCUCUCCCUUACCACCAGCCGCAGAAGUUCUCCGCAUCGGUGGGUCGGGUGUAGGUUACAUCGGUGGGUCGGGGUCGCUGGGCUCGCUCGCCGAAGGUGCGCAGUGACGAUGCCGCACGGGGUGGAGCAGCAGCAGACGACGACGACGGAGUCCUCGGACUCUUUUAACCUGGGUAGAAGAAAUUCUGGCCGACUGUUCGGGAAGUCGAGGAACGUAGACAACGCGGACUCGGAUGAUGGACUGAGCCCCACGACGACAACUACGACGAUGAGCAGCGCCGUUAUGUCGCUCAAGAAGCAGGAGUCGCAGUUCCACAAACUUUUCCCCACCAUCCCCCAGCAGGAGCUACUUCUCGAGACGUACAGCUGUGCUCUCAAGAAGGACUUCCUCUACCACGGGAAGAUGUUCGUCUCCCAGAACUGGAUCUGUUUCCACUCUCGCAUCAUCCACAAACAGCUGCAGGUGACCAUCCCCGUGGGGUCCGUGCGCACCAUCAAGAAGCACCGCAUGGUGAAGCUGCUGCCGAACGCGCUGUGCCUGCUCACCAGCGACGGCACCAAGUACCGCUUCACCUCGCUGAUGUCACGCGACACCACCUACAACCACCUCCACUCGCUCUGCAAAAACCUGGAGGACCACAACUCCGAGGCUGCGUUGCCCUGCCCAGACCCCAGCCACUCCGCGCCCUCACGAAGGCCAAGGCCACGGUCGCUGCUCUUGAACCCGCCGGAGGAAUUCUCACGCAGCGUCAGGCGGAGGGCCUCGUGCCAGGACCAGGCCCUGGCUCGGACACCGCUCAGCGGAGACUUCCAGGGCAGCUACUGCACGCAGUGCGAGACGCCGCCUCGGAUCGACUCGCCAGACGGCGCGCCUCCGUCGCGCCACGGCGACGGCGAGGACGACGACUCAGACGGCGGCCGACGCGGGAGCACGCCGCGAUCCGACAGCGAGGACGGCUCGCCGACCCGCGGCGCCGAGAGCGGCAACUCGGGCAGAGACCCCCCCAGGUGCAACGGCCACGCGAAGGGCCCGCCCGGGUGGCCGUGCCCCGCGCUCACGGACCCCGGCCCAGCGGGGAAGAAGCGCUCGCUUUCUCUGCUCUGGCUUUAUUUAUUCAUCGUCCUGCUGCUGGUGCUGGUGAGUUGCUACAUGGCGGUGCGCAUCAACCUCCUGGAGGAGAUGUUGGCCCGGAUAGCGAUCCCUCCAAAGCCGCCCCUCCGUCCGCAGAGGUACGGAGAGGUGUGAUACGAGCGGUCCGGGUCACGGCUUCUGGGCCAAGACCCUGCUACGGGAAACACCUCGCGCCGAGCUGCAGGCAGAGUUGGUGGGGGGUGGAGUGGGGGGGAGAGUCGG
Molecule: messenger RNA, 1859 nt
Organism: Petromyzon marinus (sea lamprey)
Lineage: Eukaryota; Metazoa; Chordata; Hyperoartia; Petromyzontiformes; Petromyzontidae
Source: RefSeq, a predicted model, not a curated record